AACUCUCAAAGAGAUCAAUAAGAAUCCAACCCAUCACAAUCCAACCCAUCACAAAUCAGGACUCGGAAGAAGAAGGACAUUGUUCUAAUAAGUUGGGGUUCAUGGAGGGAGUCAAGUUGCUUGGAUUUUGGCCUAGUCCCUUCAGUCACAGAGUUAUAUGGGCUCUCAAGCUCAAGGGAGUGGAAUACGAGUAUGUGGAGGAAGAUCUCGGCAACAAGAGCGAUGAAUUGUUGCGGUGCAACCCAGUUCACAAGAAGACCCCUGUGCUCAUCCAUGGAGGGAGACCCGUUGCAGAGUCCGCUGUAAUACUGGAGUACAUCGAAGAGAGUUGGCCACAAAACCCUCUGCUUCCUCGUGAUCCUUAUGAGAAGGCCGUGGCCCGGUUCUGGAUCAAAUUCAAUGAUGACAAGAUCCCAAUUUUCGUCAAAUUCUUUCAAAGCACAGGGGAGCAACUGGAGGAGACAACAAAAGAGGCCAAGACAGUCCUGAAAACCAUUGAAGAACAUGCUCUUAGAGAGGAGGACAACUUCUUUGCUGGGGACAAAAUUGGCUUGCAAGAUUUGGUCUUUGGAUGGCUAGCUUGGUGGCUUCAAGUCCUGGAAGAAGUGGCCGGCGUGAAAUUAUUGGAAGCUAGCGAAUAUCCUCGCCUGCACAGAUGGGCGCAGAAUUUCAGAGAUCAUGAUGUGAUCGGAAGCAACCUUCCGGAGCGUGAGGUCCUGCUUGCCUACUUCAAGCGCCUCAGGGAGACUUCCAUUGCGUCUUCUCCACCAGCAGUGUAGUCGUGUGGACCGAGUCUUGAUGAUGACUUUUACUUUUCGUGAGCAAGUUCUGCUAAUAAAUUUCCAGAGUCUCCGUGUGGAUUUAUGUAAUGGGUAGUGAUGGUCCUAAAAUGUGCUUAUGCAUGCUAUUUAAAUAUAGGAAAGUAUGAGGUUGGUAUGUCGAAAACUUGAUUUGACUGGAAGAUAUGAAAUUAACAGAGAAGGAAAUUGCAUAUUUGUCGCUC
Molecule: messenger RNA, 1003 nt
Organism: Eucalyptus grandis
Lineage: Eukaryota; Viridiplantae; Streptophyta; Magnoliopsida; Myrtales; Myrtaceae
Product: probable glutathione S-transferase
Exons: 2
Coding region: 102-779 (225 amino acids)
Biological process (GO): glutathione metabolic process
Cellular component (GO): cytoplasm
Molecular function (GO): glutathione transferase activity
Source: RefSeq, a predicted model, not a curated record